CUUUUUCAGGCACUGGAAUUCAAAGAUAACGCUUCUUGACGCAACAUCGUCUGAACAGUGGUCGUGUGUGGUCUUCGCUUCAAGCACAGCUCACCUGUCGAGAUGGCUGACAACAGGGAUAAAACUACCGACCAAAUGAAGAUAUGGAAGGAGAACAGAAGCUCUCAGAGGCCAGACACACUGACCACAGGGGCCGGCCAUCCUGUUGGAGACAAGCUGAACCUGCUGACUGCAGGACCGAGGGGUCCUCUGCUGGUCCAAGAUGUGGUCUUCACAGACGAGAUGGCCCACUUUGACCGGGAACGAAUCCCAGAGAGAGUGGUGCAUGCAAAAGGGGCAGGGGCGUUUGGCUACUUUGAGGUGACUCACGACAUCACUCGCUACUGCAAGGCCAAGGUGUUUGAGCAUGUCGGCAAAACGACACCUAUCGCUGUUCGCUUCUCCACUGUGGCUGGCGAAUCAGGAUCAGCAGACACCGUGCGAGACCCCCGAGGCUUUGCAGUCAAGUUUUACACUGAGGAGGGCAACUGGGACCUGACAGGAAACAACACCCCAGUUUUCUUCAUCAGGGACGCCCUGCUGUUCCCGUCCUUCAUCCACUCCCAGAAGCGCAAUCCUCAAACCCACAUGAAAGACCCCGACAUGGUGUGGGACUUCUGGAGCCUGAGGCCUGAGUGUCUGCAUCAGGUGUCUUUCUUGUUCAGCGAUCGAGGUUUGCCUGAUGGCUACCGCCACAUGAACGGCUACGGCUCCCACACCUUCAAACUGGUCAAUGCCGAUGGUGAGCGUUUCUACUGCAAGUUCCACUACAAGACUGAUCAGGGAAUAAAGAAUCUGACAGUAGAGGAGGCAGACCGCCUGGCUGCCACCAACCCAGAUUAUGCCAUUGGAGAUUUGUUCAACGCCAUUGCUAAUAGCAACUACCCAUCCUGGACCUUCUACAUCCAGGUCAUGACCUUUGAGCAGGCUGAGAAGUUCCAGUUCAACCCCUUCGAUCUUACCAAGGUUUGGUCACAUAAAGAAUACCCUUUGAUCCCUGUGGGCAAAAUGGUGCUCAACAGGAAUCCAGUCAACUACUUUGCAGAGGUGGAGCAGCUGGCCUUUGACCCCAGCAACAUGCCACCAGGCAUCGAGCCGAGCCCCGACAAGAUGUUGCAGGGUCGCCUCUUCUCCUACCCAGACACACAUCGACACCGGCUGGGAGCCAACUAUCUGCAGAUCCCGGUCAACUGCCCCUUCAGGGCCCGUGUGGCCAACUACCAGCGUGAUGGUCCAAUGUGCAUGUUUGACAACCAAGGUGGAGCUCCAAACUACUUUCCCAACAGCUUCAGUGCCCCAGAGACCCAGCCUCAGUAUGUGGAGUCCAAGUUCAAGGUGUCUCCAGAUGUGGCCCGUUACAACAGUGCAGAUGAAGAUAAUUUCACACAGGUUUGUACUUUCUUCACCCAAGUGCUGAAUGAAGAGGAGCGCCGGAGACUUUGUGAGAAUAUGGCAGGGGCCCUGAAGGGAGCCCAGAUCUUCAUCCAGAAACGCAUGGUCGAGAACUUGAAGGCUGUCCAUCCAGACUAUGGAAACAGGGUUCAGACCCUUCUCAACAAGUACAAUGCAGAGGCCCAGAAGAGCGCCAAUGUGCACGUUUACAGCCGUCCAGGAGUCUCUGCCUUUGCUGCGUCCUCCAAGAUGUGAUGCUUCAAAUCUCCACUGGGGGCAACCCCCUCAUUUCUCUAGGAGCAAAUGUACUUAUUGAUUACUGCUACUACCACUAACAAGAUUGGACUUAACUCUCCAAUUACCAUCAGACACAAGACGGAAAUACUAAUAUUGUGGUUUCCAGGUUAAUUCAUGCAAUUCAAAUCUGAUCUCUGAUAAAACCCUGGGAGGUAAAUCUGUCUUGACUGAACAGCCAUUUCGAAAGAAAUCAGCCGGAUUUGUUUUUUUACUAAAUAAAAAUGUAUACCACUAUGUUAUCUAAUUUUGACAGCCGACUGUUAGGUUGUACCAAAAACAUGCCAAAUUUGAGUGAUUGACUUUUACCAUGUAAAGCCUUGAAAGUAAUUUAAAAUUAUUGUAUUUACAUUUUGAUCUGUUGGGAUUAAAUCAGUUAACUGCUGUUACCUACUAUGAGUGAUGAUUGUUUCCAAUAAUUCCUCAGGUUGUGUGUACUACUAUAUUGUGAUGAUCCAACUCUUUUUAGUUUAAAGAAAACAAAUCCAGCUAUCCAAAACUACUACUGUCAACUUUCAAAUCAUACUUAUGUAAUGUCUGACAUAUACUGCAUUAAUCUUCAGUUUGGGUUCCAGUUGGUAAAAUAUCUUGGUUUGUUGCAUGAGAGGCUUGUGGCUUUGCUAAUACCACUGUGUUUUUAUUCUCACUAUGGGCAAUGAUCAGUUUUGGCUAGUUUUCCUCAAGCGUGACUGAACCACAGAUCAUUUGAAUAAUUAUGAAAAAUAGUAUAUUUCAUUUUAAAUCAGUAGAAAAGUCUGACUACUAGUUGUUUCCUUGUGCGUGCAAGUUUCAAGGUGUGGAAUUUUUUUCACUACAACUAAAACUCCAAUGUGCCUUUUUAUAUGUGCUCAAUCUACCAAAUACUGAUUACUUUAACCUUAAACUGGACUUGAUAAUGCAAGCAAUUACGAUUAAUCAAACAAAUUACUGGAAUUUAUUCAUCCAUAGAAAACACAGUAGUGCCAGUUUAAAUAUCAUGUUGGUCACUUUCAUCCUGGGAAGAGACCCCAAACAUCCUUAACAGGAUGAAAAAAAUCAAAUGUAUUAGUCCAAUAUAAAUUGUCCAUGUAACCUGCUAUUGUCGAAUUUUUGUAACAUUUCAAAUGUUCUUGAUUUGAAUGCAACUGAUUUUUUUUAUUAAUGUACAAGUUGUGAAACCCUUUCAGAUGAGAUGUGUAUUUAGUGCUUGUUAAUUUGUAAUUAAAGCUUAACAGCAGCUUUUA
Molecule: messenger RNA, 2948 nt
Organism: Dicentrarchus labrax (European seabass)
Lineage: Eukaryota; Metazoa; Chordata; Actinopteri; Moronidae
Gene: cat
Product: catalase
Exons: 13
Coding region: 103-1686 (527 amino acids)
Biological process (GO): hydrogen peroxide catabolic process; response to hydrogen peroxide
Cellular component (GO): peroxisome; mitochondrion; cytoplasm
Molecular function (GO): heme binding; catalase activity
Source: RefSeq, a predicted model, not a curated record